Molecule: messenger RNA, 1988 nt
Organism: Aspergillus calidoustus
Lineage: Eukaryota; Fungi; Ascomycota; Eurotiomycetes; Eurotiales; Aspergillaceae
Source: the annotation of a GenBank genome assembly
GGGAGACGGAGUACCAUGGCCAUGGCGUUGCUGACAAUCUGACUGUCUCCCCCUUCAUGCAUGUCGUUCUGCUUUUCUUUUUCCCUACAUUACUUUUUUCAAGACCGCCUUAACCGAUAUCCGGGGCUUCCACUGGGGCUCUGCCUUGCCUCUGACCUAUAUUAAUCCCGAUUCUCCAACUCGGCCCUUUCUCCCCCUCUGUCAAAGCUUACGGGGCCGGCCGAAUACCAGUAGGAUCCAGUGUGAUACCUUCUUUUCAUUCCUUUCUCGACGGUACCCUGUGACGAUACCUUUGCUUUCGCCGCUUAUCCACAAUGGCCGAAUAUCCUGUUCCCUACAAUGGGACUGGCGCAAACGGUGGAGAUUCCCUCAGGGAAGAUCUCAACAUCUACUACAGCUCUGGUGAUAUUGCGUGGGUCAUCAUGUCAACAGCUCUCGUCCUUCUUAUGAUUCCCGGUGUAGGAUUCUUCUACUCCGGUCUAGCUCGCCGAAAGUCCGCCCUCUCCUUGAUAUGGCUUUCGCUUAUGUCCAUCGGUGUCGUCUCGUUCCAAUGGUUCUUCUGGGGUUAUUCAUUGGCCUUCUCUCACAGUGCCGGAAAGUACAUUGGUAACUUGGAUAACUUUGGAUUCAAGGGUGUCCUGGCUGCCCCUUCAGUGGGAUCAAGCAAGGUCCCUGAUCUUCUCUUUGCUGUCUUUCAGGGAAUGUUCGCUGCGAUUACGGUUGCUCUCGCUGUUGGCGCGGUUGCGGAACGUGGUCGUAUGCUUCCCUGCAUGAUCUUCGUCUUUAUUUGGAGUACUAUCAUCUAUGACCCUGUCGCCUGCUGGACCUGGAACGCCUCCGGGUGGGUCUUCAACCUGGGUGGCUUGGACUUCGCGGGUGGCACUCCUGUCCAUAUUGUCUCUGGUACGACUGCUCUGGCGUACUCUCUAAUGCUCGGCAAGCGCCGUGGUCACGGAACUCACGAGCUCAACUACCGCCCCCACAACGUUACCCACGUCGUUAUCGGUACCGUCUUCCUCUGGGUCGGUUGGUUCGGUUUCAACGCCGGUUCCGCCCUGAGCGCUAACCUUCGCGCCGUGAUGGCUGCUGUCGUUACCAACCUGGCUGCCGCUGUUGGUGGUGUUACCUGGUGCUUGCUUGACUACCGCCUGGAGAGGAAGUGGUCGACGGUUGGCUUCUGCUCCGGUGUGAUUUCCGGCCUGGUCGCCAUUACUCCUGGUUCCGGUUUCGUUACCCCAUGGGCUGCUUUCAUCUUCGGUGUUGUCGGAGCCAUCUCUUGCAACUAUGCGACCAAGCUCAAGUACGUCAUCAAGGUCGAUGAUGCUCUUGAUAUCUUCGCCGUCCAUGGAAUUGGUGGUCUCGUCGGUAACCUCCUGACUGGUCUCUUUGCUGCUAACUACAUUGCUCACCUUGACGGCGUCACCGAGAUCGACGGCGGCUGGAUCAACCAAAACUACAUCCAGCUCGGCUACCAGCUCGCCGACUCUGUCUCUGGAAUGGCCUAUUCCUUCUUCGGAAGCUGCCUUAUUCUUUUCAUCAUCAACAUGAUCCCCGGCCUAAGCCUGCGCGCCUCAGAGGAGGACGAGAUUCUUGGUAUUGACGACGCCGAGAUUGGCGAGUUCGCUUAUGACUAUGUCGAACUUACCCGCGACGUCAUCAACGCCACCACGGAGCAAAUCGACGGUGCCUCCAAGCGCAGCACUACUCCCCCAGGCGCCGUUGACCCCUCCACGGAACUCAAGGCGUAAAUAAUGAACCUACCACUCGAGGUUGCGAGCGAUAUAAGAUGGACAGAAUAGGACAGCAUCACAGCGCGAGUGUUUCCACAAUCUGCCUGCCUGUUUGACGCUUCUUAUUCAUCUAUCUAUACCUAUCCACCUCUCUCUUUCUUUGUUUAUAGUGAUGAUAUGAUAUCAAUUUCCUUAUCUUCAUGUGUAUUGCAGGGCGCAGGGUUACGCUGUCUGUUUGUCCGUCCAGGGUUGUAUAUA